This is a messenger RNA of Thermothelomyces thermophilus ATCC 42464, 821 nucleotides long. RefSeq lists its product as uncharacterized. The transcript is spliced from 3 exons. Gene Ontology annotation, molecular function: RNA polymerase II general transcription initiation factor activity; TBP-class protein binding. Gene Ontology annotation, cellular component: transcription factor TFIIA complex. The coding region runs from base 35 to 379 and encodes 114 amino acids. NCBI's taxonomy places the organism in Eukaryota, Fungi, Ascomycota, Sordariomycetes, Sordariales, Chaetomiaceae. Gene Ontology annotation, biological process: transcription initiation at RNA polymerase II promoter; RNA polymerase II preinitiation complex assembly. The record is from RefSeq and is a predicted model, not a curated record.
CGCCGAGCAUCCACGGCGAACACCACCCAACAAAAUGGCGAGCUCCUCGAACAGCUAUUACGAUUUGUAUCGCCAUGGAAGUCUCGGUGUCGCCUUGACGGAUGCCCUCGACGAGCUCAUCGGCGACGAGCGCAUUGACCCGCAGCUUGCCAUGAAGGUCCUCACUCAGUUUGACCGCGUCAUCGCCGAAACACUGCAGGAGAAAGUCAAGGCUCGAUUGACUUUUAAGGGUUCUCUUGACACUUACCGGUUCUGUGACGAGGUCUGGACCUUCCUCAUCCGAAACGUCACUUUCAAGCUCGACAACGGGAGCCAGACAGUUCAGGCAGACAAGGUCAAGAUCGUCAGCUGCAGUUCUAAGAAGACGGAAGAGAAAUAGAACAACCUCCGGCAUCUCAAACCGGAGCCGGAAUCGAUGGAGGGUGCGGAGGUGAAGGCGAACUCAUGGUCUCCCUGAAACCUGAGCUAUACCGAACGCUACAGACAGGCGACGGGAUCGGAUGGAUUGAAACCGGUCGCGUCUUUUGCACCAAGAACCGGGAAGACGGUUGGAGGAAAGCUCCUGCAUUACUCCGUCGGCAAACGCAGCCAGCGGAGGUGAAGAUGGACGUCAAGCGGGGUUUACGAAUGCUUCGACAUUGGUAUUCUCGUCGCAUUUGUCCUUUGACUUGGAAUGGGUCAUACCUGGCGUGGAUACAUCGGCAGCCUUAAGGACGGGUUUUUGGUCGGCGUUAACUGGGACUGAUAGGGAAGGCGUUGAGCGGCUCAUAGCAUGAAGUAAUGGUUUAUAACGAAAUUGAAAUGGUGACUUUUAUCUGCGG